This is a messenger RNA of Condylura cristata (star-nosed mole), 2031 nucleotides long. RefSeq names its product FK506 binding protein 4, 59kDa (gene FKBP4). Bases 1 to 1356 code for a protein of 451 amino acids. NCBI's taxonomy places the organism in Eukaryota, Metazoa, Chordata, Mammalia, Eulipotyphla, Talpidae. The transcript has 10 exons. Gene Ontology annotation, molecular function: peptidyl-prolyl cis-trans isomerase activity; protein binding. The record is from RefSeq and is a predicted model, not a curated record.
AUGGUUCUACAAGAGGCAUGCAGGCAGUUUGGGGGUCCUUUUUUGCUCCACCCCUGCAUACACUCACCUUCUCCACCUUUUUCCCAGGUCAUCAAGCGAGAGGGCACAGGUGUGGAGAUGCCCAUGAUUGGGGACCGAGUCUUUGUCCACUACACUGGCUGGCUGUUAGAUGGCACCAAAUUUGACUCCAGUUUGGACUCCAAAGACAAAUUCUCUUUUGAUCUGGGAAAAGGGGAGGUCAUCAAAGCUUGGGACAUUGCUGUAGCAACCAUGAAGGUGGGAGAAGUGUGCCACAUCACCUGCAAACCAGAAUACGCCUACGGCUCAGCAGGCAGCCCUCCGAAGAUCCCCCCCAACGCUACACUUGUGUUUGAGGUGGAGUUGUUUGAGUUCAAGGGCGAGGAUCUGACAGAUGAGGAAGAUGGUGGAAUCAUCCGGAGAAUACGGGUUAAGGGUGAAGGCUAUGCCAGGCCCAAUGAUGGCGCUAUGGUGGAGGUCGCACUGGAAGGGUACUACAAAGAUCAGAUCUUUGACCGGCGGGAGCUCCGCUUUGAGAUUGGCGAGGGGGAGAGUCUGGAUCUGCCUUGUGGGCUGGAGAAAGUCAUUCAGCGCAUGGAGAAAGGAGAACAGUCCAUUGUGUACCUCAAGCCCAGUUAUGCUUUUGGCAAUUUUGGGAAGGAAAAGUUCCAAAUCCCACCACAGGCUGAGCUGAAAUACGAAAUACACCUCAAGAAUUUUGAUAAGGCCAAGGAGUCAUGGGAGAUGAAUGCAGAGGAGAAGCUGGAGCAGAGCACCAUGGUGAAAGAGCGGGGCACUGUGUACUUCAAGGAAGGCAAGUAUAAGCAAGCGCUACUUCAGUACAAGAAGAUUGUGUCCUGGCUGGAAUAUGAGUCGAGUUUGUCUAAGGAGGAUGCACAGAAGGCACAGUCCCUCCGGCUGGCCUCCCACCUCAACCUGGCCAUGUGUCAUCUGAAACUGCAGGCCUUCUCGGCUGCUAUCGAGAGCUGUAACAAGGCUCUGGAACUGGACAGCAACAAUGAGAAGGGCCUUUUCCGCAGGGGAGAGGCCUACCUGGCAGUGAGUGACUUUGACUUGGCAAGAGCUGACUUCCAGAAGGUCCUGCAGCUCUACCCCAACAACAAAGCCGCCAAGGCCCAGCUGGCUGUUUGCCAGCAGCGGAUCCGCAAGCAGCUUGCCCGGGAGAAGAAGCUGUAUGCCAACAUGUUUGAGAGGCUGGCUGAGGAGGAAAGCAAGGCCAAGGCUACAGUAGCUGCCGGAGACCGCCUUGCUGACGCCGAGAUGAAGGAGCCGAAGCCCCUGGCGGGGAGCCAGUCUCAGGUGGAAGCGGAAGCGUAGCUUCUCUCCGGGCCCUCCCGAGGCUGCCUGCCUGCCUCCCCGCUCCCCACCCUACCCUGCUCCACCCUGUUAGUUUUGUAAAAAUUGAAGAAUUUUGAGCGAAUUAGACCUUUAUUUUUCUAUCUGGUUGAAUGGUGGCUUUGGGGGAAGGGGGGAAAGGAGUAGGCUGGGGGACUGAGGUGGGGGAUCAUUUUAGAUGGUGUCACCCCCUCUUCCCCUCCCCCAUUACAUGUGUCGAUCGAAUGUCCACCCACAUACACACACUCAUCAGAAUGUUAAUUUAUUUUGCUUCCUCUGUUCGCUGUGUCCAUGUUGCAGUGGUCGAAGGGGACGAGUGGUAGGGCCGCGGGUCUGACGUGCAGCCAGGGUGGAGAGGGCGCCUCCUGGGCAGCCGCUUCCCUCACCCCUGCCUCCUCCCAGCCCCUCUCCUCGCGUGGCCUCUGUGUGGGUGCUAGGGGUGUAGGAAACACUGCCCGCCUCUGCCCGUCCUCACCCCCGGUGGUGUGGCCGUCUUCUGGUAUCCUGGUGACCCCUGCACCCUCUUUCCACCUUCUCCCUGUUAGUUUCCUUUCUCAGCCGGGUUGUGUCCCCACUCCCUCAGCCUCCUCUUUCAUGUCGCCGAAGGUCCAGGUCAGCCUCAAGUUCCAUGCUUGAGCAAUAAAGUGGAAACAAUAA